Drosophila gunungcola (fruit fly) is the source of this 2789-nucleotide messenger RNA. Its product is annotated as arginine/serine-rich protein 1. Lineage: Eukaryota; Metazoa; Arthropoda; Insecta; Diptera; Drosophilidae. The record is from RefSeq and is a predicted model, not a curated record. Gene Ontology annotation, molecular function: 5'-3' exonuclease activity; 3'-5' exonuclease activity.
GAUAGUUUCAAUCGGCCAUCGCCAUUCCUAUCGCACUGGGCUCGUGAGAUUCUCGCAGUUGAAAAUUUUUCGUCGUACUCUCGGAACAACAAAGGCGAAUCCGAAAAUCCGAUACGUUUCAGAGUCGCAAUCAGUCAAGAGUUAAGCACUAAACCCAAGAAAAACAAGCAGGCGCACCUGCAAUCUGUCACCUGCCAUCUGCCACUGAUUCGAAUCGAUACGAUCUGAACUGAUCUAAUCCCAUCGACAUCAAGCCAAUCGAAUCCAAUCCAAACCAAACGGAAGGAACCCCCCAGCACGGAUGAUAACGUAACGUUGCCGCAACGUUGGAGCCACAACACCACUUCCACCGCAGCGGACAUCGCAAACAAGUAAAUUACCAUUUCUCAUUUUAUCAAACAGAAAUCUGCCAGCCAAGUACCAAUCAAAGCCAAAGCUAAAGCAAAACCAAUCAAAUCAAAUCAAAUCAAAUCAAUGCAUCCAAAUCCAAGUCAAAGUCUAAGUAUCCAAUAUCCAAAUUGCAUAAGAGUCGCGUAUGUGCCGCGAGCGUUUCUUGUCGCCCACAUCCACUUGGUUGGAGCUCCAGCUCCCAAACCCGGCCCCAAAUCCGGUCAUCCGGUCGAGGAGCCAGCGCCAGCCAAGUCAAGUCAGCGCAAGAAAUAACGCUAGAUUCUCGGUUCUCGAUUCUGACAAGCGUCAAGCAAACAGAACAGAACCGAAACGAUACGAUACGAUACGAAACGAACCGAAAAGCAGAUACUCAAAAGAAAAGAAAAGAAAACAGAAAGAAUACUGAUAUUGUGUAUAGGUAUUUCGUAAACGCGUCUCUGCCAACUGCUCGAUUUAACGCGGCCCAGUUUCGAAUUGCAGAUCAUUACUACAUCCGACAUGUCGGCGGCCCGCCUGCCCUACUAUCAGCAGGAUCAGGACGACCACCACCACCACCAGCAGCAGCGGCGCGCCGGCCGUGGCCAUCAGCGCGGCUACAACGAGCGAGCCUCUGGAGGAGGCGGAGGAACUUCGUCCAGGCGGGAGCGCAGUCGCUACAGUCGCAGCCAUUCCCGCUCCCGCAGUCGCUCCGGGGAGCGCUCUGGCCAGCGUCGCCGCCGCCAGGAGCCGCAGCGGCAGCAGUCCCGCUACCACAGGGACCGCGACUCCAGAGACCGCUCCAGAGACCGCUCCAGAGACCGCUCCAGAGAUCGCUCCAGGGAUCGGUCCAGGGAUCGCGACCGAGAGCGAGACUACUCGCGACGCUCGAGCCACUACCGUCGGUCGGAGUCGCCGACCACUGGUUCGGGCCCGGGAUGCAGCAGCAACAGUAACAGCCAGCGAAGGGGCCACCAGCCACCAUCCACUGGCAGAUCGGAGAUGAGCGCCGUACAGAAGGCAGCCGCCGCAGCUGCCGCUGCCGCAGAUCACGUCCAGAUGGCCGGCAAGAGCAGCGCCGCCUCGGCCGUGGGCGCCUACUACAACCUGGACACGGACGAGCCAUUCGACAAGGAGCGCAUCCACCGCGAGAUGGAACAGAAGCUGCGCGAGGCGCUGGCCAGGGAGGGCAAGGUGUACCCACCGCCCAAGCCGGAGCCGCCUUCACACCCCGUCUUCGCCAACGACGGCUCGUUCAUGGAGCUGUUCAAGAAGAUGCAGGAGGGCCAGAAGCAGCAUGUGGGCAGCCAUCAGCUGCAGCAGCCAGCGGUCCUGGCCGCCGGCGGAGCAGAGGAGGUCCUGCAUCAGCAGCAACAGCAGCAGCAGCAGUUGGCCCUGGCGGAGGCCAGCACAUCGCCCGUGUUGCCGGCGAUUGCGGUGGGGGCUGCCAGCAGCGCUGCCGCUCCGUACAUAGCCGCUGCGGCGGCAGGCAAGCUGGCGCCACCCCCUCCGCUCGUGGGACGACGACGUGGCGGAAAGGUCCUGAAGACCGGCGUGGUGGCCAAGCUGAAGACGCCCAAUGAGAGCGACGUGGACCCGAAGGACUUCUGGUCGCUGUAUCUGGCCGAGGUCAACAAGUACAAGAGCAACGCCUGCGACACGGACAACGGCAAGCGGCCGCUGGUCAAGUAGUAGCGGCCACAGUCCAGCUCCUCAUAGAAACAUGAACUUGAACGCAGGCAGAAGGGCAAACGUGAACACAGCCUAAACUCGAUUCGACCAAUUCCCCUCCCGCCCACAGCGAUCCUCCCAUCCCCCCCUGAAGAUUUUGUACACGAGAAUAAGCUAUCACAGAUCCGUAGUUUGUAGUUAUAGUGGAGAGAGCUUUCGAGCUGCAAGCGCGAGCAGUGUACUUUGUAUUUUUUUUCACACGGGUCGAGGGCGGCUAGUCCCUCGAUAUACACAUUAUAAAAUAAUCAUAGUCUAGAUCGUAAGCCUUAACUUUAGAAGAUCCAUACGAGAUGUAUCUCUCUAUAUAAUAUGAUAUAUACCGCUCAUUAAGCAACCACAAACUUGAAGAACUAACCUUUGUGAUUUAUAUAUUUGUCUCUUCCUCCCCGUUUAUGCACUGAAAUUGUAUUCAACGUAUCGUUUCCAUUCUCAUUCGGUUAUGUAUCUCAACCCAUUACAUCCAUCUCUUUCUUUUUCAUUCCGACUAUAUAACUCCCUCUCUCUCUCUCUAUCUUUAUGUCUUGGUUUACGAUUUGGUUGCGUUUCGAUCGAUGAUUUCCGUUUCCGUAUCCGUUUCGGUUUCGUUUUCGUUUUUAUUUCCCUUUCCCAACUAAAGUCUAUAUGCAAUUUUUCAUGUCCAAAAACAAAAGCAGCGACAAAUCGUCAGACAGCAGCAACAUGUCCGCCUACAA